Messenger RNA from Peniophora sp. CBMAI 1063, 1470 nucleotides. Lineage: Eukaryota; Fungi; Basidiomycota; Agaricomycetes; Russulales; Peniophoraceae. The record is from the annotation of a GenBank genome assembly.
AUGUCUCUCUCCAAUCUGACAGUAACUCACGAGAUGCAGGUUCUGACUGUCCUCUACAAGUUCACAGCGUCUACCACCGUACCCCUAUUACUCUUAGAGAGCGUUGUAUGGGGUAUACUGUGUGCUGGAGUUCCCCUUGGGUCUUACCUGAUAUGGAUCAAGUCGGCAUCACCCCAAUGCGUACCCUCAAUUCUGGCGCUCUGGACUAUCUUGGUCUCCCUUACUACACACUGGGUGUUAUCGCUGCGACAGCUCGAGUCGAUUCUUUCUGGACGUGCACUGGGUAUAGAACGCAACUACGGAGAGUUCGGUGAUGCAGUGGUUGCCGCAGAGAGGUGGGAACCUCCCAUCCUUGUCUCCUACGACAACUACGCCUCGGCAAGCCAAUACUUGUUUCCCCUUGUAACGGAAAGCGUAUUCUUUGGAUUUGCCUCGUUCUUGUUUGCGGUCACAGCUUGCACAAGCUUCUGGCAGUUUCGCUCGCGACGCCGGUCGUCGUUCACCCUGAUCAUACCCGCCACGGCGUCACUCAUGUACCUGUUAUCUCUUGCACACUGGGCGAUCUCUAUUCGGUGUUUUGCUUGGGUAGCCGGUAUCGCAGCCCGCGUUGGCGAUCCCUAUCCAUUCGGUGUGGCCGCGCUCGAAGUAGCACUGCUGGCUAUCGUCUCUUUCAACGCGGUGAUGAGUGAUUCGAUCGUUCUUUGGCGGAUGUUCGUCGUAUGGGAUAGAGUUCGGCCCGUCCUUGCUCUCGGAGCGACGUUGAUCGCUACGACGGUGGGACUCAACCUCGCAAACAUUGUCAUCAACUCACGCGGCCGAUUCGCUAUCUACAAUGAGGACCACUACGAGAACGUCCACAACACAGAGGUCAUGGCUACGUAUGGCGGCAACUACGUUGGUCUCGCUGCGGCGUUCUUGUCGUUGAUGAGCAACUUGAGUGCGACUGUUCUAGUCGGUAUCAAGUUCUACCAACGAUACUCGAGGUAUCUUCGCUCUGACAACCGUCGGACGUUGGUAGAGCGCUUCAUGAUGCUCCUCGUGGACUCUGGAAUCGUGUACACAGCGAUCUGGGUCUUGAACUGUAUCAGUUUCUUCCGCCCUAUCACGUCGCAAGUGGCGCUUGGUGCGAAAUUUGGCACUUUCGCUGGGAACCCUCCCUUCCCUGUCGUUGCAGCUUCAGGUCAUCUCGACGCCGCCAUGGCUCAGAUCACGUCCGUUUAUCCAUUCGUUGUCUUCAUACUCGUUGUCCUCGACACCGUCCACCAUUCACGUGGGCCGCACAACGAAGAACGGCCCAAGGAGCGGGAGCCUGAAGUCACAUUUACUCUCGAAUUGGACAUGGAAAAUUGCCAUAAUGUAGAGCUGGGACCGCCCUCAACGCACUCGGUAGUGCUGCAGGAUGAUAUUGACAGCUCAACGACUACCACGAAGGACGAUACGAAGAUACCUGGCGCUGACACGCAUCGGUAG